GCAAAGGGUGUAGGACAUCAGCUGUGUGGAAGAUGUGCCUUUGAUUUUUUUUAAUUAACAACACGACUUUAGGGCAGGUCCUAAAAUACAUCGUCAGAUCUUGAAGAUAAACAUAACAACAACUGUUUUUAGAAGCUGGAUUAUUUUUCCCUGCACACGAAAGGAUGAAUAUUUGGACCACUGUCAUUGUCUUGUGCGCAGCAUGGCCCGGUGCUUUGUCUGUGACGAGAUACUCGAUAGCCGAGGAGAUGGAGAGGGGCUCUGUUGUGGCUAAUCUCGCUGCGGAUUUGGGGCUUGAGUCUGGAAGUCUGGCACAGCGAGAGGUAAAACUUGAUAUUUUCUCCACCAAAAAAUACCUAGAUUUUAACAAAAAGACGGGGGAGCUGUAUAUCGUGGAAAAGAUGGACAGGGAAUAUCUUUGUCCGAUGAAAACAACAUCUUGUUUUCUGAAGCUCGAUGUUAUAAUAGAAAGCCCCUUGCGUAUCUUCAACAUUGAACUUGGAAUAACGGAUAUUAAUGAUAACGCUCCGCAUUUUCGACGAGACAGAGUAGAGCUCGACGUUUCAGAAUCAGCUACACCGGGAGAGAGAUUCUCCCUGCCCAAUGCCGUGGAUCCAGAUGUUGGCAUAAAUACAAUAAAAACAUACAAACUCAGUACCAGUAAACAUUUCACCAUCGAAAUUCAGACGGGCAGUGAUGGAACUCAGUAUGUUGAUUUAGUGUUGACCAGUUCUUUAGACAGGGAGGAGAAUGCUGUUCACAAUUUAAUACUGACGGCUGUGGACGGCGGAGUCCCUGUGCGCUCCGGCACAGCCAAUAUAAUUGUUAGAGUACAGGAUACAAACGACAACCCUCCUCGGUUUGAUAGUCAGAUUUACUCAAUUAACAUGAGAGAAAAUGCCCCGAUUGGAACCUUAGUGAUGAAGCUCAACCCUACAGAUCUUGACGAGGGUCCGAAUUCAGAGAUAGUACACUCAUUCACCCUUUAUACCUCAGAAAAAGCACAAGAUGUUUUUGCAUUGAAUCCUAGCACGGGGGAGAUAACUGUAAAGGGAACUAUUGACUAUGAAGACAUGAAAUUUUACGAGCUGCACAUUGAGGCCAGAGAUAAAGGGACGCAUCCUCUACUGGGGCAGUGUAAAGUAGUCGUCAACGUAACAGACAUGAAUGAUAAUUAUCCAGAAAUCACAAUUCAGUCUGUUAAAAACACAGUAGAUGAGAACAUACCAGUAGGAAGUGUUAUUGCACUGGUUGGCAUAAGUGACAGAGACACUGGUGACAAUGGCAAUGUCAGCUUAUCUAUGCAUCAACCCAUGCCCUUUAUUCUUAACAAAUCAUCAGAAAGUCCCAUGUUUUACAAUCUUAUAGUGUCGGAGCCUUUGGAUCGUGAAUCAGUACCUGAAUACGACAUCACAUUGAUUGUGACAGACGCAGGAACUCCACCCUUAUCUGAUAAUGAAACAAUAACUUUGCAUCUACUGGACGUUAACGACAAUGUC
This is a messenger RNA of Monopterus albus (swamp eel), 1499 nucleotides long. RefSeq names its product protocadherin gamma-C3-like. The annotation marks the transcript as partial. The record is from RefSeq and is a predicted model, not a curated record. NCBI's taxonomy places the organism in Eukaryota, Metazoa, Chordata, Actinopteri, Synbranchiformes, Synbranchidae. Gene Ontology annotation, biological process: homophilic cell-cell adhesion. Gene Ontology annotation, molecular function: calcium ion binding. The transcript has a single exon. Gene Ontology annotation, cellular component: plasma membrane.